AUGUCAUUGUCAAAGGUGCGAAGGAAGAACUCGAUUGUGGAGUUUAGAAGGAAGGAUAAUCAUCCAUUACAGGUUCGCGACAUACUUCCUUACGCAUAUGUACAUAAAGAUACUUAUUUCAAGGUGGAGCUAAUGAUGGAGCUCCACGACUACGACCAACCAUGCGAUAUGUCAAGUACUUAUCAGCCGCGACACAUACUCAUUGAAUCCGACUCGUUGUUCAUCAUAGACUGGUUAAAGAGUGCCGGCACCCGCACUACAACAGUACAUGUACGACAUAUCAAUGAGUACUAUCUGGACGACAACCAAGUCAACUGGUCGCUCUACACGACCAGUGGCAAUGUAUACAUGUUCCGAGCAGAGGAUGCUCCGAACCUCCACAUCAAGGUGUCCGAGAUGAUCUCAAACUUUCUCAACAGACAACAGUUGGCAACGUCCUUCUCAUUCAAUCGCGCCCGCGAAGCAAUGGCCAUUGCUGCACCAUCUACCCCUAUGUUGGGCGCACAGCCCCAUCCACAUCCCGCUGCAACCAAGAUGUAUAACACGAUCGCAACACCCGGUUCGCCAACCGAACAGCUUCUCGACACAUACAAUCCGAGCAUGGACCUUCCAUCACGGCGAUACUUACAGCGUGCUUCGACGAGAGAUAACCUUGGCAGUCUGUUCGAGCAGCAUCAUCAACAGCCACCUAUUGUUCCAGUGUUGCCAAAUGACAUUGGUGUAGAGUUGGCCCUGGGCAUAGUUCCAGUUGCUGGAACUCCAGUUCCAGUGGUCUGA
Molecule: messenger RNA, 777 nt
Organism: Acytostelium subglobosum LB1
Lineage: Eukaryota; Evosea; Eumycetozoa; Acytosteliales; Acytosteliaceae
Exons: 2
Coding region: 1-777 (258 amino acids)
Source: RefSeq, a predicted model, not a curated record